Molecule: messenger RNA, 4758 nt
Organism: Apus apus (common swift)
Lineage: Eukaryota; Metazoa; Chordata; Aves; Apodiformes; Apodidae
Gene: SRPK1
Product: SRSF protein kinase 1
Exons: 15
Coding region: 513-2486 (657 amino acids)
Biological process (GO): spliceosomal complex assembly; protein phosphorylation; regulation of mRNA processing
Molecular function (GO): ATP binding; protein kinase activity
Source: RefSeq, a predicted model, not a curated record
UAAGUUUUUCUUGCAACUCUGGAUGGGGAGGCUUGGAAUUACUUCAGAAAAUUCAUUUUUACUUUGAACUCCCUUUCUCUCCUGCUCUGGCAUUUCUGUAUCAAAAGGGUUGGACUUGCAGCAAUUACCACGAUCCUUGUCUUCACCCCAGCUUUGAAUCCAGUGGCCGAUUGAAUAGGCAAAUAAAACCGGCUUGUUCAGCGAGAUGAAACAAAGUAUCUGACUGAAUUUCUAAUUUCAUUAGAGGGAAGCUUGUGAGAAGGGGGAACAUCAAGAGAAGGAGAUGAAUCUGUUUGUGCUCAACCCCUACCAGGACUGAAUUUGCAAGGGGAGCAGCCCCCAGCCUUGCUGCCAGGCCCUGUACCUGCAAUGCAGUGCUGUGCAGUUGCAGCUAGGUGGUGGAGGCAAAUCCCUCUUCUCCCUCACUCUUGCACAAAGCUUUGCUGCUUUCCAGAAGAACCAGCCCCUCCGAUGUCCCCCUGCUUCCUCAGCACUCUGGCUUCUCAUUUUUAAUGGCUCUUUCGAAAACGAUUGGGCUGCCUUCAGGAAUUUCUUUUUCAAUGGGAGGCCGUGCUUCAUGCAGACCCGACAACCAGCACCGGGGCCCUGCUGCUCAUUCAGAGAAUGAUCUUCCAGAGCAGGAGGAAGAAAUCCUGGGAUCAGAUGAUGAUGAACAAGAGGAUCCAAAUGAUUACUGCAAAGGUGGUUAUCACCUGGUGAAGAUAGGAGAUCUCUUCAAUGGACGAUACCACGUCAUUCGGAAGCUGGGAUGGGGCCACUUCUCCACCGUGUGGCUGGCUUGGGACAUCCAAGGGAGGAGAUUUGUGGCAAUGAAGGUGGUGAAGAGUGCAGAGCACUACACAGAAACAGCACUGGAUGAAAUCAAGUUGUUAAAAUCGGUCCGCAACAGCGAUCCGAAUGAUCCAAGUAAAGAGAGAGUUGUUCAGUUAUUAGAUGACUUCAAGAUUUCAGGAGUUAAUGGUUCUCAUAUCUGUAUGGUGUUUGAAGUUCUAGGACAUCAUCUCCUGAAGUGGAUCAUCAAGUCAAAUUAUCAAGGGCUUCCACUUCCUUGUGUCAAAAAGAUCAUCAAACAGGUUCUUCAGGGUCUGGAUUAUUUGCACACCAAGUGUCGAAUCAUUCAUACAGAUAUUAAACCUGAGAACAUUCUCCUGUGUGUCAAUGACCAGUACAUCCGCAGACUGGCUGCAGAAGCAACAGAGUGGCAGAGAUCUGGGGCUCCCCCACCAUCUGGCUCUGCAGUGAGCACUGCACCACAGCCAAAACCAGCUGACAAAAUGUCCAAGAAUAAGAAAAAGAAGUUGAAAAAGAAGCAGAAACGUCAGGCUGAGCUGUUAGAGAAGAGAAUGCAAGAGAUAGAGGAGAUGGAGAAGGAAGCCAGCCCUGGGCAGACACAGCCUGAAGAGGAGGAAGAAGCUCAGAACCCGCUGGAAAUGCUCAUCAAAGUUAUUCCACCAGAGGAAAGUGUGAUGAAAAAGACAGCUGAAGCCGUCGUCCCAGAGCAAUCCAUCCUCAUGGAGAGCAGCGUGGAAAAAUGCGUCACGGAAAUAAAUCACAACGGGGUGAUACAAAUGACGGACUUCCCAGACUCCAGCAACCAAGGGUCUGUGAGACUCGAGGAUGAUCUCCACAAUGCCAAUGACUGUGGCCAUCACCCUCACACGCAGACGAAGGAGAACUUCCAUGGCUGUGGUUACAGCCAGCGCAACGGCGACUCGGAGAACGGGCCUCAGGAAGCCAUGUCGGACUCGUUCGUGCCCUUAGUUUCAGAAGAUUCCAUGGUGUGUCAGCCCGUGUCCAACGAGGAGCAGCCAUUCAGUGAGCAGGGGAUCAACCAUUUGCAGGAAAGCAUCCGGACGGAUACACCUUCAGAGGAUGAGAAUGAGAAUAACAGCCCGUCAGACAACAAAGGAAAAUCAGCUGCUGGGAAUUUCCUUCUUAAUCCUCUUGAGCCCAAGAAUGCAGAUAAGCUCAAAGUGAAGAUUGCUGACCUAGGGAAUGCCUGCUGGGUGCACAAGCACUUCACUGAAGACAUCCAGACCAGGCAGUACCGAUCCCUGGAGGUGUUGAUAGGCUCAGGGUACAACACCCCUGCUGACAUCUGGAGCACAGCCUGUAUGGCCUUUGAGUUAGCAACAGGAGACUAUCUGUUUGAGCCUCAUUCUGGAGAGGAUUACUCACGAGAUGAAGAUCACAUUGCAUUGAUCAUAGAACUUCUGGGGAAAAUCCCUCGCAAGCUCAUUUUGGCAGGAAAAUAUUCCAAGGAGUUUUUCACCAAAAAAGGUGAUCUGAAGCACAUCACCAAACUGAAGCCCUGGGGCCUUUUUGAAGUCUUGGUGGAAAAAUACGAGUGGUCCCAAGAUGAGGCAGCUGCAUUCACAGACUUCUUGUUACCAAUGUUGGAGCUGAUCCCAGAGAAACGAGCCACAGCAGCAGAGUGUCUCAGGCACCCCUGGCUUAACUCCUAGAGCCUUCAACCCAAGGCCACAGCACGACCCUCUGGUUUACAGCUACAUGCUGCCCCUUCCCAGACCCAUUAUUUUUCCCCCCACCCCCACCUUCUUCAUUUCCAAUGUGAAGUUCUUCCUUCAAGGCUUCCAAGAUUUUAGAUAAAUCUAACCUGUUCUGCUGAGUUUGCUUGUGUGACUUGAUGGGGCCUCUCCUCAGCCAGUGGGUGUCAUCUGUGUUCUUGCCUUGAUUUGGGCUUCACCAAAGACUGACUAGAAAAUGAAGCUUAUUUUCUGAGUCUCCUCACUGUUAAUCACCGUGUGCUACAGAUAUCAGCUCAGCUGGGCUCAGAUAAUGCUCCCUUAGCUAAAUUUCAGCUCUCUUUUCUUCAUGAGGGGGGUGUGAAGAUCCAAAUGCCUCCUUAUCUCACUGACUCAGGAGUCAGAUUCCCACUGUUCUUCCAAUGGGCUGAGAAGUAACGUGGCACCAAGGUGGUGUUAGUUCCUUGUAGAGCAAAGCCUUCCAGAUCCUCCAUCCUUUUCUAGGUGUCUACUGUAUUCUUUGCUUUCCAGUCACAUAACUUUAGUUCUAGCUGCUUAAAUCCUUUCAGAAAAAGCUAUUUAAAGCUAGGUUUUAGUCUCCUUGAUUUCUUCCUCCAAAGUGCCCUUUCCCUUUUUCCUCCCUCUGCCCAGGUAGAAUAGUUUCUGACCUCGGGGACGUUUUCUACUCCGAUGCCUGUGACUUAAAAGGUGACAAAAUAAGCAAAAGCUGGCACAGACUCAAGGCCCACCCUUCAGCACACAGAUGGGUGCACCCUCAGGCUGCAGCCUUGUUGAAGGCAACUCUAUGUCCUUCCUAGUGAGCUGUGUAAGGUGGGUUUUUAGCUUCUCAUCCCUUACCAGCCCUUUUUUUUUUUGGCCUUGCCAGAGGCAGUUGCUGUAUCCAGCAGAGAUUUGCUUUCAUGGAUGCAGCCCACCCUGCCUCUUCAUUUUUUGACCACUUUUUUCCCAAGAAAAGGGUGGCAGCCUCUGUGUCACAGCCAUGCUAUGGCCCUUCACUUUCAGAAUCAACACUUGAAGGCCCAGUGGAAAGCUUGUUUUUUUCUUCCCUUUACCUUGCUUCAGGUGCUGACUUUCAGAAGUAACUUCCCAGGAUGGGGCUGCCUUUUCUUUUCUGGGCUAUUAGCACAAGGAGAGCUAGAAAAGUGGGAGAGAACUGACUUUUCCACAUAGAUACUGGAUUAGAAGCAGUUUCUAGAGUUACCCCAAGUAAAAAUGUUCUGUGAGGUUUCUAUAUAAAUGUCUUGGAGGGAGUUGGAUAGAAGGAAUAAAUGGGUUGGUUAAUUUUAAUUAAAAAUUAAAUCACUGUGGAGUUGGGUAGUUUUAUGAUGGCUUCUUCUAGACUUGCCUGGUACAGAUUCAGUGUAUCCUACUCUGCUCUACAGCAAGAUUUUGGCAGCAUUGAGACUUCAGAGGCACUUCCUUACCCUGGACCAAAACAGGCCUUUGGAUUCAUGGUGGCUCUCAGAGGAUAGAACUUGCUGGAGGCCACAGAGAUGCUAAUUAUUUUGCUAAAGCUGCCAAGACCACAGUUGUGUGUCACUUCUGUAUGUGUGUUUGGAAAUCCUGGUCCAUAAGGAUCCUUCAUUCAGAAACCUUGGUGUCAUUUAAUCCACUUGACUAAGAGUUUCUCCAGCCCAGUGCCUGGUUGGGCUGAUGAAUGCAAGUCAUGCUGCAUGUUGUGUAGGGGUAGAUCAGGUUCUCUAUGCAUAUAGUCUGAAAUGAGAGGAAGGUAACAUACCAAAAAGAGUUUAAAACUGCUGAUUUGACUUUUUCCCUCCCCCUUUCACAUGGAGUUUUCCAGUGACCUGUCACUUUCAUAUCUGUUCCAGGACAUCAGGUAGGGUUCCAAAAUACCUGCUGUCAACAUACUGUGAAGAUAACACCUGCAGGGCAAACAUUUCUCUUGUCUUGAGAGCUCCCCUGGUCCUGUGCACUUGAGACUGGCUGAUGAAAGAACUUAAGGGGUCUGUGCACUUCUGACAGCUCCUCCCCAUCCUUCCCUCUGCCACCCUUGCCUGGAGGAGGUUUAUUUUGCCCUGCCAGCCAAGGCUGGAGCAGCUUGUGAGUUGAAGGUCCCCAGAAGGAGCUGUCAGGAUUCAGUCUUGUCCCGUCUGCUCGUUCACUUGGGGUUUGUUAAAUUUCCACAUUGCUGUAAAGUGCUCACACUAAAGGAUUUGUACUUGCUGUGUCAGUCUGAAACCUGAAGGAAAAUACAUUUUUAUUCUUUCUA